This is a messenger RNA of Amoebophrya sp. A120, 3827 nucleotides long. NCBI's taxonomy places the organism in Eukaryota, Dinophyceae, Syndiniales, Amoebophryaceae. The record is from the annotation of a GenBank genome assembly.
UGUGAACGUCGUCCGUAUGAUUUACAUCUAUCAGCAGGCAGGUCGCGGCACCGGAAGAAAGGUAAGAGAGUAAGGUUGUCUGGAGCAGCAUGCAACUAGUGGUUGACGAAAAGCAAGUAGCAAGAACAUGUUGCACUAGCAAACGAACUAGUUUUGUUGUCGAUCCAGAAUCGACGCGCGAGUGAAGAAAUGUGGCGGCUUCGAAAAAAGCGGAAAAAUAGUGGUUUAUUUGCACUUUUUUGGUUUCUGCUUCGCAGCUUUUGCUUACUACACCUCCAGCACCAAAGUCACCUGGUGUCGCUGCACGUUUUCGCCGCCAACCUUUUCCGCCAGCCUUUUCAAGCCUUUCGGUAUUACCACGCGCCGGCAGCUCCUACUGAUGGCGCAACAUUGCAUCAUGCCGACCGCGCACCGCCCAGGGGCCGGACCGCAGCACAAGAGCCGCAGGAGAACUCGUCUGACAGAAGCCAGCAUGGACCGCAAGGACAGCAUCGCUCGCCGCUCCUUCGUCCUCUGCGUGGCCCUGCUGCUCGACGCAGCAGAGAGCGUCAGCACCAUCUCAACCCCCAUGAGUCAGAUCAACAGCAGCGGCAGUGCUCGGUUUGUCUGGAACCGCACAGCGCGUCGUCCGGCGUCCAGGUCGACCAUCAGCCGUACACGUGCCAGCACCAGUUUUGCCGGAAGUGCUUCGAAGUCGACGACAGUUGUAACGACCCGAAUGCCAAAAUCUUCAGUCUGAAGAAGUGCCCCCUGUGUCGCGCUUUGCCGAACGGCAUCUCCGAGGUGUUCGAAAGCACAGUUGCGGCGAGUAGCAGCCUGUUCAAUUUUCUCCAGGCUGAUGAGCAUCGGUGGGUUCCGGCGCAGCAGGGCUGCUUUAACAUUAACGAAGAUGAUCAUGAUCCCAAUACGUCUACAGACGGACCACGCGGCCAAGGAGCACGAGACCACUUGCGCCGGGCAGCUUUUUUGAAGCACAAAGCUUCCGUCUUGCGGUACGUCUUAAUGCACCAGACCGAGCGGCUGCCGCAAAAUCCGGACGACAUCUUCGACGGCGACAAUGACCCGGAUUUUUUUCAGAAUCGCUGCCGUCGGAAGUUCUGCGAUUGCCUGUACUACGAACUCCUGCUCAGGGCUCCAGCAGGGCCGACGUCCAGAAGUAGUACCGCAGACGAUCGAGAUAGUAAUCUUGGUCAUCUGGUAGAUGAACAACAACAAUUGCAUCAAGAACAUGACGUUGCCGAUGCGGAACAAGAAGUUGGAGCUCCUUCCGCCCCGUGCAGAGCCUCCUCGAUGAGUUCCACCGCCACACCGGUGUCCCUCGCUUCCACCGAGGCGCCGGCGGACGCCCAAGGACUACAGCAGCAAGAGCAACUGCGGAGGUCCUCCGCUUCAUUUGAUGUUCACCCCGGUGCAGCUGCAGUUGCAGAGCAGGACCAAGAUGUUGACGGCCGGAAGCUGCACAACUUCUUGCGACUGUUCAACCACCUGCUUUCCGUAAACGAGAACUUUCCCGUGGAAGAGCCGGUAGUUUUUUUCGACCUCGUCAGUCCCGAGCUCAUCACAAAGUGGAUUUUCGAGCAGCGCAGCAGUUCCAGCGUGGAUUGGGCGACCGAAAUCAAACCCUUUCGGCUCCGAGGAGUAGAGGCAAACGACAUCAGCCACGGCGGCGGCGAGUUCGUGUACGCGUUUAUCCACCGGAGUCGCGGUCUGGCGCUGUGGACACCCUCGCGCGCGCUCGCGAUCUACACUGUUUUCGACGAAAGCCAAGACCCGACCUCGGUAGAAGACGAGGGAGGCACCACGAGAGACGGGGAAGUGGAAGGCUUCGUGUUGUUGGACGACAAUUUGUCGCGGAUUUUUACGCAGGAACGCCUGAAGAAAUACUGGCGCGAGACCGUGCAGCGAGGACACAAUCAGGACGAUGGAGGCCGCGUGGUGUGGCGUCGCAACAAUAACGGGUCGCACCUUCGUGGGCAGUAUAUCGAGAGAAAAAAAAACAACUCUUCCUUGACGUAGACCUUGAAAUCUUGACUGUUGUGAAGAGUCGGAGAUCGAUGCUAUGCAUACAACCUGAUAGAUGAUUUGUACUGUGUUGAGCUGUGUAUAGAGCUCGCUCUUGCGCGCCAAAAAGUUCCAUUUGACUUCAAGCAAAGGCAUGUAUCAGAAGCCCGACACUUGUUCUUGCCUUGUCAGAGGUCACGAAAAAAGCACACGCAGCGCUUUUUCACCAAAAAUGGGAUCAAAUCACGGUGAAAAAAAAGCAAGCAGAAAGCGCAAGCAGACACGGAAACAAAGGAAGUUUUUUUCUCCACUGCUCAAUAGCCCACGACCAAGCGCGCCGACGUUUCGACGACGAAAUGACUCGGGUGCAGCAGAAUUUUGCUGCAGCUCUUGACGACCCGGAGGAGGAUGAGCACCGAAACGAAUCCGACUGUAGGUACGUUUUCCGGAAGUGCCGGGAGUGCCCGCUGCUGGUCUUCCACAUCGCGACCGGCGUGGCGCUGGGGAUAUUCACCGGCCUCUGUCCGGUGGAGGGGACUCUCCCCGACGAAUCGCACGAGACGGCGCACUACCACUUCUGCGAGAGGUCCCACGCCCGCUGCGUGGUGCUGGGUGCCUGGAUUCUGGCGAGCGGCCUCAUCGCCUUCAAACCCUGCGUGCAGAACUACUGCUUCUCGGAGCAGCUCCGCAACUUCGUGCGGAGCGCGAGAACCCGGCUCGGGCUGCGGAACGAAGACUACGGGGUGCCGCUGGUGGAUAUCGAGGAGCCGCCCUUCCUGCUGCGCGAAAUCGAGGAGCGAUAUCGCCGGAACCAGGCCCUGGCUCUCAGCAUGGACCACAACACUUUGGAUUUCGACAUGUUGCAGGCCGAGCGCGCGCUGCGGAACGAACAGUUGUCGCGCCAAUACGAGCAUCGGCAGGAAGCAGCGCGGUGGAACCGCGGGCUGGAGUUUCAAAUGCGGUUGCAGGCCGACGCGCUCGCGGGCCGCGGUUUGGCCGCACGGUCCAGUUUCGGGAGGCAGUUGGCGGCCACAUUUCGCCGCCAGUACGGGGGAGCGGAUGCGGUGGACCACGGCGGGAACGCCCUCGCACCUCCACCGUACCCCGAUGCGCAUGGCAACGGAGGCCCGACCAUCGAGAUGUACCCCGAGCCGCAGACCAGCCGCACCAAUUCCGGACAUUCACAAAGCAGCAGCCCAACGCCCGUGUUGUUGUCGCCGCGCGGUCGGAAUGAGUUGUACUCAGGGCCGUUUGCCGAGGAACGGGCAAGGGGCUGGGGGUAUGCAUAGAACGAACGCGAUCACGACUGCGUUUGAUGCGGGCACAGCACCGUUGACAAUUGAGACGCAACCCAUCGCGCCGCUCGCUUUUGAAAGAGCGCAAAUAACAUGAGAAUACAACAAAUGUACAAAAAAAUUUUGGAUUUGAAGAUAAUUUGUCUUUGUCUACAUACGACUUACACUAUCUAUUGACUUUUUGCGAAAUGGAGAGAAUACUUAUGGCAUUUCUCGUCGGUCUGUAUCAGUGAUGCUUCUGCUUUUCUGCGUUACAAGAUUAAGAGAAAAUCCAACUUCCUGCACUGUCCACAAGUAGUUAAUUCUAACGCUUAUUCUAAUUGCCUCAAAUGCAAAUCAUGUUAGCUUGUUGAGGUCCAGGCUACAGUUUUUCUAUCGCAACUGCAGGGGUGUUGGGAGCGGGCACCAAGCCGCGAGUCAUUCCUGUGGCACAGUAUCACAUUGGAUUGGUUGUCGUGGCCAUGCUGCACGUUCUGCGAUUUUCUGGCUGCAAAAAGAGUAUUUGAGGAGUAGGUUGACAACUUCCAGUAU